GGGACUGCGCAGGAGCAGAAAAGGGGGCGGGGGACUCGGCUUGUUGUGUUGCUGUCCGAGAACCUGAGCCAGUCCAGCUGCGGACAGAGCUCCUUCAGCCGCCCGACAAUGUCGUCUCAUUUAGUAGAGCAGCCGCCGCCCCUGCACAACAACAACAACAACAAUUGCGAAGAAGGGGAGCAGCCUUUGCCCCCGCCAGCCGGCCUCAACAGUUCCUGGGUGGAGCUCCCCAUGAACAGCAGCAGUGACAAUGAUAAUGGCAAUGGAAAAAAUGGGGGCCUGGAACACGUCCCUUCAUCCUCGUCUAUCCACAAUGGAGACAUGGAGAAGAUUCUUUUGGACGCACAACAUGAAUCAGGACAGAGUAGUUCAAGAGGCAGUUCUCACUGUGACAGCCCUUCCCCACAAGAAGACGGGCAAAUCACGUUCGAUGUGGAAAUGCGUACCAGCAGGGACCAUAGCUCUCAGUCAGAAGAAGAAGCUGUAGAAGGAGAGAAAGAAGUUGAUGCUUUGAAGAAAAGUGUAGACUGGGUGUCAGACUGGUCCAGUAGGCCUGAGAACAUUCCACCUAAGGAGUUCCACUUCCGGCACCCAAAACGUUCUGUUUCUUUAAGCAUGAGGAAAAGUGGAGCCAUGAAGAAAGGGGGUAUUUUCUCUGCGGAAUUUCUUAAGGUGUUCAUUCCAUCUCUCUUCCUGUCUCAUGUUUUGGCUUUGGGGCUAGGCAUCUAUAUUGGAAAACGACUGAGCUCGCCUUCUGCCAGCACCUACUGAAGGAAAGAAGCCCCUGGAAAAGCGUGUGACCUGUGAAGUGGUGUAUUGUCACAGUAGUUUAUUUGAACUUGAGACCAUUGUAAGCAUGACCCAACCUACAACCCUAUUUUUACAUAUCCAAGCUCCAGUAAUUCUCAAAUCCAGUAUUUUAUUCAAACUCUGUUGAGGCAUUUUACUAACCUCAUUCCCUUUUUGGCCUGUAAGACACUUUAGAAUUUCCUAACAGAGUUUACUGUUGUUUAGAAAUUUGCAAGGGCUUCUUUUCCGCAAAUGCCACCAGCAGAUAAUAAUUUUGUCAAUAAUGCUGUUGUCUCCUUUUAGUACCACCAGACCGAGACCUGAAUCAUUCAUGAUAUAAAUUUUAUUCUUGCGAGAUGACUACCGUCUCUCUCUGAAAACAAGGUCAGGUUAGCAAAUGAUAUAAAAGCUUUGUUGUUUUGUUUUUCAAGACAAGGGCAAGCUUCCCUAAUUAGGCUUGAAUUUAUUAGUUAUGAAAAAAGAAAACAAGGGGAAAAAAACACAAGACACAAGAAAAAAAUCCUGGGCAAUAAAAAAUUAUUUUCAACCAGCUCCGGAGCCACUCCUGUCUAAGCUCCUGCUGGCACCUUUUCGCCUGCGGCGGCGGUCUGUGCGGGCGACGGGUGUGAGAUGGGAUAAGGACUAAAGCACAUCAGCAGGUUUAGUGCUAGUGUGUUGUGAUGCUGUCUUUCCUAUGGUGUAGAAUCGUUAUUUCUGACAAGGAAUGUCUCAGGCCUAGAAAUACAUGAAAUUGCUUUUGGGAUUUUGGUGUGUGUGUUUGGUAUUUUUUUGUUUAUUUAGCUGCAUGUGAAUUUUUCAUGACUUACUUUCCAUUUUAAAAUUUUUUCUUUCUCAAGAAGAGGCUUUGGAAUGAGGUCCAGUUUGUGGUAUAAAUACAGGUUCGCUGUCCUAGGAAGCAUCAUGUCAACUCUGAACUAAAGAUAAUUGUUUGAGUUACUCCAAGCACUUGUGCAACUUGGAUAAAGAGACUUGGUUUGUGGGAACAUUAGACGCAGUUUGAAAAGAUGCCACCUGUUGUUUCCUGAUCUCUCCUUUGUUCGUGUUUACUGUGCGACCUUCCUGAGGCGACCCUGUGACCCUGCAGGUGCUGCCCGCUCUCUGUCGUAGCCACUUCUCAGUUACGUCAAACGCCUGAAGUUCCAGAACCCUCAACGGCUUCCUUCAGUGACAUGCUUUUUUUGUUUGUUUGUUUCUAAAAUGUGAAGCUUUAGGACCAAAUUGUUAGAAAGUGUCAGGAUUACCAAUUAUUUCAAGUAGAUUUAUUGGAUUUCAGAACUCAUAGCAUGACCCUGAAGGAUACUAUUAUAUGUUUUAUAUAUAAAUAAUUACUGUUUAUGAUAUAGACAUUACUAUUGAAUAUUUAGAGAACCAUUGUUAAUUUUAAAACUAGCAAUUUACUCAUUAAAUAAAGUGCAUCAGGUUGACUUGAAUAAAAACACUUGGACAACCAGGUUCACCAGUUUGCAGAAACUAUGUAACUCUUCUCUCUCUCACAUCAAGUUUUGUAAAAAUUAUGUGUUAUAGUGGAAAAUAACGUAUAGAUUCAACAAACAA
Messenger RNA from Pteronotus mesoamericanus, 2364 nucleotides. It is a transcript of the gene BNIP3L, whose product is annotated as BCL2 interacting protein 3 like. Gene Ontology annotation, cellular component: mitochondrial envelope; nuclear envelope; mitochondrial outer membrane. The record is from RefSeq and is a predicted model, not a curated record. Bases 109 to 771 code for a protein of 220 amino acids. Gene Ontology annotation, biological process: defense response to virus; mitochondrial outer membrane permeabilization; positive regulation of apoptotic process. The transcript is spliced from 6 exons. Lineage: Eukaryota; Metazoa; Chordata; Mammalia; Chiroptera; Mormoopidae.